AUGUCUCCAUCCUGGCCAUACAGUGGAAAGCUGCGCAACGAUUCCAAGAUCAAGAAAGUUCCUUCGCGCUAUUCUCCGACUCAAGUUCUCCAAUGGCUGGACUGCUUGGGCUUUCCCGGUACGUAUUCUGAGGUUGACAUCUCCUCGGGAGCGUUCCCCGUAACGCUAGAAAAUCUCCAUAUCCUUACGCGUCUUUCCACUGUUGCUUUUCCCAUCGAGAACACGACUUUGCACUAUGGAAAGGACCACAUCAUGGAUAUUUCUGCCGGAAGCGUCUUUCAACGAUUAGUUGUAGAACGUAAAGGAUCUUACUAUUUUGGACUCAAUGGGCUAUUUCUAGAGAUGCUUAAAGGCCUUGGAUAUCGGGUAUACUCAGGCUCAGGGAAAAUCAAGGAGUCCUCGACGCCUCGAGAAACUCCCGAGUAUCUUUCGUUCGUACACAUGGUGCUGGUUGUUCAGCCCAUCGGCGACUUUAAUGAUACCUACCUCGUGGAUCAUCGUCUUACGAGAGGCUCUCGGGCUGAGCCCAGUCUCGAUCUUGGCCCUGAGGGAACGGAAUGGCGCCUUGAGGUGCUCCACGAGAAAGGGCCUGACUCCAAGUGGAAGAUCGUUUAUUCGUUCCUUGAGGACGAGUUCUUUGAGACGGAUUACACGGCUAUGAACUUCGGGGUAUCCCUGUCUCCGGGUGGCUUCUUCGUAGACAAUCUUGUGUACGGGCGGAAUUUCUGGCUGACCGCGGAUGAGGCUCGGGGGCUGGGUGCGGACGAUAGCGAUAUGGAUUCGUUUUUGACCCGCUAUAUGGGCAAGAUUGGCGUGAAAGGUGGUAUUAUUACGCGGCAUAUUGGCAGCCGCUCAGAGGUGAUCAGGACCGCAAAGACAGAGUUGGAACAAAGGGAUAUCCUGAGAGAAUUGUGUGGCAUAGAUAUUCCUAUCGAGGACCUGGAAAAUAUAAGGGGGAGAUCUGCCGCUCUCCCUUUGGGAUAUUAA
This is a messenger RNA of Desarmillaria tabescens, 987 nucleotides long. RefSeq lists its product as uncharacterized. Gene Ontology annotation, molecular function: acetyltransferase activity. Bases 1 to 987 code for a protein of 328 amino acids. Lineage: Eukaryota; Fungi; Basidiomycota; Agaricomycetes; Agaricales; Physalacriaceae. The record is from RefSeq and is a predicted model, not a curated record. The transcript is spliced from 5 exons.